AUGGACCAGGUGUUACAGGGUAUACCUGGAACACAAUGCAUCCUUGACGACAUGAUAAUUACCGGAAAGUCCAAUGAAGAGCACUUAGAACGGUUAGAGGAAGUUCUAAAGCGAUUACAAGAGGCAGGUCUGAGAGCAAACAAAGAGAAGUGUGAAUUCUUCAAGGAGAAAGUUGUGUUUUGUGGCCAUGAAAUUGAUGCCAAUGGUUUACACAAAACCCAAGAGAAGAUCGAGGCAGUAGUGAACGCCCCUAGGCCCGAGAAUGUGUCACAAGUUCGAUCCUUCCUAGGACUGGUAAAUUACUAUAAUCGGUUUCUCCCCAACGCAGCUUCAGUUCUUCACCCACUACAUGUAUUGCUUCAGAAAAGUCACAAGUGGAAGUGGACUGAACAAUGUGAGAAAGCUUUUAAAAAUGCCAAGCACUUGAUAACCUCUGACCUAGUCCUAACCCACUACGACACAACGCUUCCAGUUAAGAUCGCAUGUGAUGCUUCACCAACCGGAAUUGGUGCAGUGUUGUCGCAUGUUAUGGCAGAUGGAAGUGAAAGACCAGUGGCUUUUGCAUCCAGAUCCCUCACCAAGACGGAGCGCAAGUACUCCCAGAUUGACAAGGAAGCACUGUCAAUUGUGUGGGGGGUCAAGAAGUUUCACAUAUAUUUGUAUGGGCGACGGUUUACACUAGUCACUGACCAUAAACCUCUGACAUCCAUUUUCCAUCCAGAAAAAGGAAUACCCAUAAUGACGGCCACAAGACUCCAACGCUAUGCAUUGUUCCUAGCUGGAUUCGAAUACGACAUUGAGUACAAGAAUACGAAAGAACACUGUAAUGCAGAUGGUCUAUCACGACUACCACUGCCAAUGACGGAGAAAGAGGAUACAGCUGUGGAUGCAGCUGACGUGUUUCAUGCAACCCAGUUAAACAUUCUCCCAGUCACCAGUGAAUCGGUAGCUAAAGAGACAAAUCGUGAUCCCAUAUUAGCCAGAGUUUAUGAUUCAAUAGUUAAAGGUUGGUCAGCACGUUUCGAGGGAGACAAGCCCUACCAUGACCGACAGAGUGAACUUACAGUUCAUCAAGGUUGUAUCCUUUGGGGAAUGAGAGUGGUCAUCCCUAGCAAGUUGCAAGAGAGAAUUCUGCGAGAGCUACAUGAUAGUCAUUUGGGUAUCGUCAAGAUGAAGGCCCUAUCACGAAGCUAG
This is a messenger RNA of Paramuricea clavata, 1194 nucleotides long. Lineage: Eukaryota; Metazoa; Cnidaria; Anthozoa; Malacalcyonacea; Plexauridae. The record is from the annotation of a GenBank genome assembly.